AUGUCGCGCGCCGAGGCUUCUCUGGCCUCCGGCAGCGGAUUCGACGAGGAGCUCAGCCGCUUCCUGUCGGCUUCGCACGGCGAGAGCUUCGUGGAGCUGCUGCGUAAGAAAUGCGCAAUAGGCAAAACCAUCAGCGAGUCGUUCACGUGUUCGGACGCCGAUGCGUUCACCUUCGCUCAAUCGCUGUCGUAUCGCAAACCAUGGCAGAUCGCUGUGGACGAGUUCGAGAUCAAACUGCGCCGCUGUGGCGACCGCCGGAGUGCGAACUUGUACUGUAUCUUCCAUCAGCAGCUGUGCAAGGACUGGCAGGUCCGUGAAUGCAUUUUGGACCGCAGCUUCCGCAUCUUCGAGAUCCUGCCUCAUCGCAAAACGCUGCUGCAUCUGUCGGAACCCAAGACGACAUGCCUGGUGCUGCUGUCAUUCUGUUUCGGCCUUGACAAUGUGAUUUUCGUGGGCCUGCACAACGUGCCUCACAGCAGCUGCCUGCCCGGGCCGUACCUGGGCCUGCUUCACCCGGGUUCCCGGGAGUCGUUUUUGGACGCUAUUUGCCACCUGGAAAAACUGCACCGCGACAAGUCGCCGUCAGCUGGCGGCGAUUCGGAGGACGCUCGGCUGGAGUGCAACGGGCGUUUGGCCGAGAUAUCCUACUUGGCCUCCGAAUUCGACGACCUGUUUGCCUACGUGCUGUGCGAGCCAGAGUGCUACAGCGCGUUCACCGAGCCGCUCCUGCGCCGCAUGUACACCAAUAGGUUCUACGGCAGGGUGGCGCUGUGGCUGUUGAUGCGCGGCUACCGCGAGCGCCACCGGGAGCAGCCGCUGGGUUCCAUUUUGAAGCGUUUCAACGACCUGUUGCGCAUUGUGUGCCGCAUUCUGAACGACGUGUACCACAGUCGCGGCGACAGGGCUGCGUCGGAGAACCGUAACUUCGGCACGAUGGCGGUGAUCACGCUGAUAUACUCGUAUCUGUACGGAAUCCUGAGCAUCCCCGUUCGCCUCACUCCGUGGAACAAAACUGUCAAGGGUGAGACAUGCACGUGCAAAUAUGCUGCGAGCAGCCAUGAAACUGACCCAGUGGAUCAAGUGAACGAGGUCGACUCGUCACAUUCAAGCACCGUGACGUCACCCACUGCGAAGAAUGAUGUGUCCGCCGGCCUGCCAUCACAGCACAACGUCGGCCUCAUCGGCGUCGACUUCGCGUCCGCUGCAGCCGAUGCUGCGUGCGUCGAAAGUACUCGGCGAAGGGAUGUGAUAAUGUCGCACGCCAUUGGCUUGCUGGGCGACGAUGGCAAUUGGCUGCGGCGCUCGGAGCGCUACGUGGACGUGAUCGACAACUACAAGCUGAGUUUGUGCUGGUACCGCCGUCCGCUGUUCAGCAACUGUUUUCAGACGAACUUGAAGGUGCUGUGCCCCUGGGCUAUGAUGUACCACCAGGCGUGCGUUGCUCCCUGCUCCUACGCAUGGCUCGAAUGGCAGGGCAAAUCGAUCGAGUCGUGGUCGUCUUUGCCCCUGUGGCGGAACGUAGCCCCCGCUAAGGGUAAGACUGAGCAGAGCGGCGGUGAUUGUCUGCGCUGCUUAAAGCGUUUGGUAUGCCUGCGUGUCCGGGACUGCGUCUCCUUCAUCUUCGACAUCGAAGCCGACAUUAAACGCACCACCCGCCGGCACUACGUAAUCUAA
Babesia bigemina is the source of this 1674-nucleotide messenger RNA. RefSeq lists its product as hypothetical. The record is from RefSeq and is a predicted model, not a curated record. Lineage: Eukaryota; Apicomplexa; Aconoidasida; Piroplasmida; Babesiidae. The transcript has a single exon. Bases 1 to 1674 code for a protein of 557 amino acids.